CAAUUUGGAUUUGGAACGGUGAACGCGCGUUUUGGACCGCACGAGAUUCGCGCGCGAAAAUCGGGAUUGUUUUUUUCUUUUAGUGCGUUUAGUUGUGUGCUUUUGAAAAGAUUUCAAUUACAACGAUAAUCUUCAAGAUGGCAUUUUUCAAAGCUCUGAACCUGCUCCUCCUCGCGACCCUGGCCAGCUGCGAACCCCCGGUCAGAUACAACUACCGCGGUCGAAGCACUUUCCAGAACUCCGGCUACAACACCCCUAGCAACACCUACCUGCCGCCGGUAGACACAGGGUUCAGCUCACCCAGCAACAACUACCUGCCGCCCAGCAGCUUCGGAGGGCAGUAUGAGGACAACAACCAUGGAUAUGACCAUGGUCACGACCACGAAGUUCCCAAGUCCUAUGAGUUCGGGUACUCCGUAAAGGACGCCCAAUCUGGCAACGACUACGACCGACGAGAGAGCUCAGAUGGCAACGUAGUGAGAGGAGAAUACAGAGUGGCGCUGCCGGACGGACGCACGCAAAUUGUGACAUACCACGCUGACUGGCAGACUGGCUUCCACGCUGACGUUCGGUAUGAGGGCGAGGCGCGGUACCCCGAACCUACUAGGAACCAGAACCAAGGCUACAAUUACCAACAACCCUCCGACUUCAGCGGGUCUUUGACCGGGUUCGGAUCCCGCCCCUCCACCGCCUACGGACCUCCCGGCUAUCACUGACCACCAAAUAUGUUUAGUUAGUUAUAAUGUAAGCAAACAUCUUAUACAACCGAAAAGGGAGGGUGAAGACCGGCGCCUACGGUCCCGGCUAUCAUGGACCACCAAAUAUAUUUCAAUUCGCGCUGUACGGUUCAAACGAAAGUCCUUAAAAGCUACCGAUGGUAUACUUGGUAUAGUGAAAAUUAAUAGUCUCUUCCCCACGACGAAUAAUAGCCAUGGAAUAUUUAUUCUUGCAUAACAAAUUCCAAAUUCAAAUGGCUUUUCUGAUAGUUACUGCAGCGCGUGGUUCAAAAACAAAUUAUUGUGAAAAUGGAACUAUCAGCUAUUAUAGAAACUAAAGUAUAAGUCAGCAAGCAAUUAUCUUUUGAGAUAGCGCUAUUUGGCUUAGUAGGGCAGUGUAAGUAUAUCCCUUUCUUUACUACUUACCUAUAAGUACUGCAAGUUAUAUACUUUGAUUUUGAUGGUCCGUAGGCAGGAUAAGAAACACGCCACAUAGAUGGAGUGCAAAUAGUAAAUUCUUAAGAUUACAGUACAAAAUACCUUGUAAUUUUAUUUUACGUGAUAAAAGUGUUACCAGUAUUUUAUAUUAACAAGUUAUUUAAGACUUUUGUACCAGUAUUAUUUUGUAAGAAAAUAAAAUGAGAGAAUAUGACACACAUUUUUAUUUAUAAAACAAAAGUUAUUCGGUUUAAGUAUUACGCUUACAAAUUUCAUACGGUUCAUCCGUCCAUGUAAGCACAACAGAAAAUAUUGAUGUACCUAUAUUUUAUUACAGGUUCGG
This is a messenger RNA of Cydia splendana, 1497 nucleotides long. Its product is annotated as pro-resilin-like. The transcript is spliced from 7 exons. The record is from RefSeq and is a predicted model, not a curated record. Gene Ontology annotation, cellular component: extracellular matrix. Bases 138 to 716 code for a protein of 192 amino acids. NCBI's taxonomy places the organism in Eukaryota, Metazoa, Arthropoda, Insecta, Lepidoptera, Tortricidae.